Molecule: messenger RNA, 1496 nt
Organism: Trichomycterus rosablanca
Lineage: Eukaryota; Metazoa; Chordata; Actinopteri; Siluriformes; Trichomycteridae
Gene: hnrnpcb
Product: heterogeneous nuclear ribonucleoprotein C
Exons: 9
Coding region: 122-973 (283 amino acids)
Cellular component (GO): nucleus
Molecular function (GO): RNA binding
Source: RefSeq, a predicted model, not a curated record
CCAGUGAGCGAGCAGAGACACGGAUCGUGUCUUCGAACCGUACUGCGUCCAUUUUAAUCAUUUUUACUCUUAAACUCCCGAAUCAGGCAGAAAAGACGACUCGAGCCGAAUAACACACAAAAUGGACCCAAUGGCAAGUAACGUGACCAACAAGACGGACCCGCGAUCUCUCAACUCGCGCGUCUUUAUCGGCAACCUGAACACCAUGCUGGUGACCAAGGCUGACGUGGAGGCCAUCUUCAGCAAGUACGGCAAGAUCGUCGGCUGUUCGGUGCACAAGGGCUACGCCUUCGUACAGUACUCCAACGAGCGGAACGCGCGCACCGCUGUGGUCGGGGAGGACGGCCGAAUGGUUGUGGGACAAGUUCUGGACAUUAACCUGGCUGGUGAACCCAAGCCUCCGAGAUCAAAGACAAUCAAGCGGUCAGCAGGAGAUAUGUACAGUCCUACGUUUGAUCUAGACUAUGACUUUCAGAGAGAUUACUAUGACAGGGUAUAUUCUUACCCCUCCCGGGUGCCCCCUCCUCCUCCUCCUCCACUCUCAAGACCGGUAAUUCCGUCCAAAAGGCCUCGGGUCAGCGUGAGCGGAAGCCGCCGUACCAAGAGCAGCUUUUCCACCAAGAGCAGCCAGCGCGCCUCCCGCACCAUGAGAGUCGAUGACCUGCAGACCAUCAAGAAGGAGCUGACUCAAAUCAAACACAAAGUAGACUACCUGCUGGAGAGCCUGGAGCGAAUGGAACGAGAACGCAGCAAGAAAUCGGAGGGGAAGACUGUUAAAGUAGAUGAUGCGUCUCCCCAGCAUUCCAGUGUGAAAAAGGACAGAGAGAACUCUGAAAUCAAUGACUACGAUGAAGAGGGUGAUCUGGAAGAAGAGGAGGUCAAGAGCCAGGAGAGAGAGGACGAUGAAGAAGAGGAGGAAGAGCAGGAGGAAGGAGAGGAUGACGGAGACAGUACUAACGGAGACCACUCUUAAACAGUCUCUCUCUCUCUGUAACACACAAACACAGACUUUACACUAAAUGAUGUGGGAGUCCACAGUGAAUUCACAGCAUGCCAACACAAUUCGACUCAGAUCCUACAUGAACAUACUGAGAAAAAUCUGAGAAAUCAAAUCCUGUUGACAGCUUUUACCAGACUGUUCGUGAUGAUUCCUGAUUUUACACUCCUCCCAGCAUUCCAUUCUCUAUUUACUGCUCCCCUUAGCUAGCGGCCGUUAUUCAUUCAAUGUGGCAGUAUCAUUUUUGACCAGAUAGUGGCAGGAUCGUUCACAAUUACAGUCGUCACGCUCAACGGGAUUUGAUUCUGAACUAAGAUAGAGGCCCCGAAUCACCUAUUUAAAAGUAACUAAUGAUUUAGCUUGUACAGUAUAUAUUUUAAUUUGUUCUGUCUUGGUUUGUCAUUGUGAUUAUAGUAACGUGAAGCUUCGUUAAUGUUCGCUGUUCGAUUCUUUGCUCGUUUUCCUUUUGAUGUGCGGAAUAAAUUUCAAUAAAAUGAAA